UCAGAAUGUCAAAUCGGUUGCCGACAGAUUAGAGCCAGCGAGUUUACUGUGAUUGGUUAAUGGUUUGCGGACAUAACUUAUUUAUCAAUAGUCUACUGGUGCAAGACCCAAUAUCGAACUGAUCCAAUUCCAGAGAUCAAACAACUUGACAGUUUAUUACGGCGGAAAAAGCUGUUUGGCAAGCGUCUUGGCCACGUCCGUGUGGAUUUGACAAGUAAUAGGUAACGUACUUAAGAACUUUUCAAGAACGUUUCGGCGCUCAAAUUGCGAAAAAUGAAAAUGUCCAGCCUUGGCCUCAGCUUCAAAUCUAGACUUUUGAUAAAAAGUGUAGCUGGGAAACGAACAUUUCACAAUAUGAAAAUAAGCUAAUUGAUUCUGCUCCCAUCAAGCAUCAUUUAAUUUAGAGUAAAGUAGCUUCCUGCUAUAAAUGUAGCAUGUUUGAUAAUUCAUUUUGAUGUAGGUGUUAUGAAUACGAAUGGUCACCCCUCAUGUGUACUCCGAGGCUAAAAAAUAGUUAUCCAAGAUUUUUUUACUGUUACUCAACUUCACGUUCAUUUUUGUUUCAAUGAACGCCAUUUCAAAGAUUAAGUAAUUUUCUACAAAAAACUAGCUAAUAAACGUUCGCAGUGUAUGUAUUUACCCUUUCAGACUUUCCUUUCCGUAAAUUAUCGCGAUGGAAUAAUGACGAAUUUUCACUUUUGUUUAAACGCCUCCACUUUAAUAGACGAGAUGAAUGGCAUGUUUUAAUUCACAGGGCGAUGAAUAGUGCAAAGUCAUUAACUGCACCUCUUAUAAGUGACACAAAUUUUCAUGUUCAACUUUACUUUUCUUUAUUUAAUAAAAAAGUGAAGACAUCUGGCACCACAAUUAACAGCUUUUCGUCACGUUCAAUUCUAUCCAUUUUACCUACACAGAAAAAGACAUCAAAAAAUUCGAUAAGCGCAGGACUAAAUGAUAUCUGUGUUUAGAAGACUUCAAAGAGCCAAGCGUUUCCAAGAGUGAUUUCGGAUCUCUCUGACUAGUGUGAACCAUUAGUAACAUCGCUGCUUGCUUUUUCAAUGCGUUAUCCUCAACGUCUCUACAGAGGUACCUUGCUAAGGUAACCUAACAAGCUUGUUCACGAAAGACAUAGGCGACUCUACAUUGCUAUCAUUGCCUCGUUGUCAAUUGACUAAGGGAAACUAUAGGCAAAGCUAUAUAGCUAUGGAUGCUGGCAGAAUGCAAGCUCUGCUUUGCUCGGGUUAUUUAUCGAGAGGGUAUACGUUUUUCUUUUCUACGAUAAACGUUUUCCUCUCUAUUGCUACAGUUCUAGGGAAUGCAGUGAUCCUAGCUGCGCUGCGCAAAGAAUCGUCUCUCAAUUCGCCAUCAAAGCUUCUAUACAGCUGCCUCGCUGUCACUGAUCUUCUGGUUGGUCUGAUUGUGGGGCCAGCCGCUGCUGUACAUUUCACUAUGUGGAGUAUUGAUAUUGGCCAGAUGGUGGACCUCUGUGCGUACUCUGCCGCCAUCAGCAUUCUCAGUUUCACAAUUUUGACUUUAGUGUCAUUGAUAACGUUGACAGCAAUAAGUGUGGACAGACUUCUCGCUCUGUCGCUAGGGCUGAGAUACAGACACGUUGUAACUAUGAAGCGAAUUCAAGUAUUACUCGUCUGUGUUUGGAUUCUCAGCAUUUCGUAUACAUUGAUGAUGCCGUUAUGGAAUUAUAGUAUUGCUAAAAUCUGUGGGUACACUUUACAAUCAGUUUGCCUUGUGGUGUCGGCGUUUUGCUACGCGAAAAUCUUCCUUACACUCCGACAUCAUAAAACUAAGGUGCAAGUACGGGUUCACCAAGGACAACCGAAUGGAAGAGGAAUACCACUUAACAUAAAGCGAUACAGAAAAACAUUAUCAGCUGCAGUGUGGGUCCUGAUAACGUUGGUGGCCUGUUAUCUCCCACAUAUUGCAGUCACGGCUCUGUUUUCAAUUUAUGGCCUCUCUCCACUUUUACGAACAAUGUGGGGGCUAUCAGGAAUUCUUGUUUUUUUAAUCUCAUCUUUAAACCCGCUUCUUUAUUGCUGGAAAAUGAAACAAGUGAGGCAAGCAGUUAAGAUCACGAUAAGACAGGCAUUAUGCUUGUCGGAUUAAUCAGUUAACCAGGAUUCAUUUCUUAACUUAGCCCGGCUUUAUACCUAAUCUGUCCACAAACGUUUAUUUUUUUGCUGCGAGUUAUUUUUCUUCGAGCGCACGAGCGAGCGAGCGCGCGAGAGCGGCUUUCCACAGGGUCACCCCCUUGAAUACUUUUGCUUACGAUCUCGACGAACUCAGGACAAAAUAGUGGGCUUAUGAACAGACUAGCCCCACCAACGGUAAUGUGUUUUCUUUUGUAUAAACGUAAAAAUAUUUGAUGAAUGGGCUCACGGGCUGGAAGAAGGGAUUUAUCCUAAAACUUCCAGGAGCUCAGUUGUUUAUCUUGCGCGGAAGGUUUUAUGUGUCAACUUCGUAUCCAUGAUAUACGACAUUGCCAUGGCAACCACAAAUUCAAAUUUUAGCUAAGCAGGAUGUUUUAUCUUUUUUUAACAUAAUUCUUCUUUAUUUAAUCACUAAUUUUCCAAUUUUCAUUUGUACGCGUCAUUACCAAUUUGGAUUAGCUUUUAAUGAUUAGCGUUGGCGCAAUUUCUAUGAUUUGAAACGGAGGUUAAGUAUUCUUGUUGUUACUGAAGCCGUGUUGCAGUAUUGAUUGGGUCCACAGCCCCAUUAAUAUCCAGGGCUUAUUGUACCAUUUUCUUGUUUACUUUUCAUUAUGGGUUAUUAAGUACCAGAAAAUUUUCUUACUGUUAGAAUUUCUAUUGAUGUAAACUGGCCUGGUCUGUAAUAAUCAAGACAACACCAGUUGACAAAGAGAAAUUCAGACUACCUAUUUAUUAAGAAUCAAAACUGUCAUACAUUUUUCCAUGGUAUGGCACUAUCAUUCCUUGUGUACUGGUAAUGCGUCUUAAGUGAAGGACCACUAAUAUUUAAAGUCCAAUCAAAUAAUCUUUAUUUCUCACAAAUUAAAACAGCGAGAAAGUAUGCAUUGGUAAACAAGUAUGUACAUUUAGUUAUAGUCUGGAACUGUGUAAAUACAAAAUCAAAAUAAUAUUAUUCCUCAACUUAUUAAAUAAAAAUUAUGUUAGACAUGAUCAGUAGAUAAUGAUCAUCUACAAUGUAACAACUCAAAAACAACUCAAUAAAGUAAUCUAAAAUUGAAGCAUUGCAUUUGGGUCUUUGAAUUUAAAACCCUAUAGUCCCAAGAGGAAUCAAAAUCAAGUUUUUCCCUUUCUAAACCAAUACAUAAUCAUCGACAAAAAACCCACGAAAAUUGACCAAACAAUCAACAUUUGACAACUUGCCUUGAAGUUGAAGCAAUUCACCUGUAGUGUAAGAAACGUAUGGAGACAAUUAAGGACGACUUUUAUGUUGAACAAAGGAGCCCAAAGUGUUAAUGCACAUAUCACCAGCUUCCAGUUCUUAGGAAUAUGUAAUAAAUAGAGAGGGUCUGGAAGGGGUCUUUGCCAAUGGUUUGAGCAAUUCAAGACUUUCUCAGAGAUUAACAGUUUGUAAAGGUAUAAUAUAAAUUCACAGGGCUGAUUGAGUUAAAUUGUCAAUGCCUUUGUGCAAUAGAAAUGGAAUCUAGGAGAAUUCCUCUUUUAAGCUUUCCCCUUCAUAUAUAGGUGGCCUAUAUUUUACCAGGGUUUGACAUCAAGAGGAAGCUGCUGAGACAUGUACGAUAUAUGUAUAACCUAACCGAAACUUCUGCUUUACAAUGCAUACAGGGCUACCUCUUUUUAGCAAUGCUAAAUGUUUGAGAUUAUCUCGUAGGGACUGGUCAGCUGCCACAACUUUACCUGAUGUGGCCAAGUCCUUUUCAAAUUUUCCUCUGAAGAAUUCCUUUGUUCUGGUGUUGCACAGUUUAUGAGGCAUGUCACUCUAAACCUUGUCGAUUACAUUAGACUCUACAUCCUUAACUGAUGCUUUACACUUCUCCGCUGACCAUUUGAAGGAUUUCAACAAUUGAUGAUCAUUGUAAACAUUGAAGUGAACAGCUUCCAAAAAGUUGCUCUUGUAUUUCUUCAAACUUCGCUCUUUUACAUAUUCUCUGACGACAGGUUUCUUUCACAGGUCACCAAAAAAUAUGCCAAAACGUCAUAAAACAGAUGCAUACAAGUGCGUCCCAAGUGUAACUAUAACAGCUCUUUUCUGAA
Orbicella faveolata is the source of this 4217-nucleotide messenger RNA. Its product is annotated as adenosine receptor A3-like. NCBI's taxonomy places the organism in Eukaryota, Metazoa, Cnidaria, Anthozoa, Scleractinia, Merulinidae. Gene Ontology annotation, biological process: G protein-coupled receptor signaling pathway. Gene Ontology annotation, cellular component: membrane. The record is from RefSeq and is a predicted model, not a curated record. Gene Ontology annotation, molecular function: G protein-coupled receptor activity.